UUUGGGUCUUCUGUUGCGCAUGCGCCGUGUAAAAAAUGUGCUUGGAAAUUAAGUGUCUGUCUUGGAGAAGUCGAGUUUUAAAAAGCAUCGACAGCUCGUGAUAUGACGACUUCACUGGUCCUGCAUCCACGCUGGGCGGACACCUUUAUGUACGUGUAUGAAAAAAGCCCGAAUGAAAAUAAUCAGAAUAAAAACCAAACUAUGGAGGGACUAGGUGGGAAUUGCCCCGCUUCCCACUGCAGGGAUCUGAUCUCGCACCCAGCGCUUGGACGGCAUUCUGGCAGCAUUGCCCCUCACCAAGGCUCUGUGUACUCGGAUAUAUCUUCUUCAGACACUGGGCGACAGUGUCCCGCUCCGCAAACUUCGUCCAGCGCAACGCUUGGAUAUGGCUACCCGUUCGGAAGCCCUUAUUAUGGGUGUAGGUUGUCUCAUUCGCACAACGUGAACUUGCAGCAGAAGCCCUGCUCUUACCACCCGCCUGAGAAAUACGCAGAGCCCAGCGGCGCGCUACCCACUGAAGAACUAUCUAGCAGGGCCAAAGAAUUCGCCUUUUACCCGAGUUUUGCCAGCUCCUAUCAGACUGUACCGGGUUACUUAGACAUGUCAGUGGUACCCAGUAUCAGUGCACACCCGGAGCCCCGGCACGAGGCACUGAUACCAAUGGAAGGCUACCAGCACUGGGCUCUUUCUAAUGGCUGGGACGGGCAGGUGUAUUGUUCCAAAGAACAAACUCAAUCGACUCACCUCUGGAAGUCGCCGUUCCCAGAUGUGGUUCCAUUACAACCAGAAGUCAGCAGUUAUCGUAGAGGCCGCAAGAAACGCGUGCCAUAUACCAAGAUUCAACUGAAGGAGCUGGAAAAAGAAUAUUCCGCCAGCAAAUUCAUCACCAAAGACAAAAGACGGCGCAUCUCAGCCACAACUAACCUCUCCGAACGCCAGGUUACCAUUUGGUUCCAGAAUCGUCGGGUGAAAGAGAAGAAAUUUGUCUGCAAAUCUAAAACCAGUGCCCACAUGCACCCUACCUGAUCCCCCUCUCAUUCUCAUCAAAGCUUAAACAAACCAUUUAAAAGUAAAGCAGAACAAUAUCCAAACAUAAUUUUCGUCAGACAAUUACGCCUGAAAAGAACUAUACCCCGCCUCGAAAUCCCGUCUUGAGAGUUUGUUUUAUUCAAAAGUCGAAUUGUAUCACCAGUACCAACUGCCUCUCGGCUUAUUAUUUGUAUUUUUUUUUCCUGUGGGAGGAAGAUUUCAUUUUAAUCUACGUCUAUAUGCAGUUCUUCCUUUUCCUCGUCUUCUCGGUUGAGGAAAGACCGAUUGUAAACAUGAUAUAGUUUAAGCGGUGAUGCCAUCGAAGCUCCGAAAAGGCUAGAGCAGAAACUGCGAGAUUUUGAACUGUAUUACAUCCUUACUUCAGAUAUGCUGAUAAAAUGGACACUAAAUGAUCUUUUGGGAAUGGUUUUUCGUCCAAACUCUUUCAAACGAUAUUGGGAUGGGGAACUUCGAUCUUCAGAGAGCUUGUGUUUUAAUGAUACUUUGACUUUCUAUUUUUAGUGCCUAUGGUAUUCGCAAGGCUGCUAAUUCUGAAAUGCACAGAACGAUGCAUUUAUUAUUUAAUUAAUAUUCUCUUGUCUGACUGCGAUUGUAAAUUCAAAUGUUUUAAGAAUUUCGUAUUUUUAAAUGAAGGAUAUUGUCUUUGCCUUGUAACUGGAAUGUCUGUAAUCAAUUAAAAAUAUUAUACCAUUAAUGCACAAUUGUUCUCAUAGUUUCAGUUAUAAAGGUAGGUCUUCAUGCAUUCCUGUAAAAGCAAUAUCGUCUUUUCUGUGUGCAGUACGUUAACUGUGAUGUGGUGUUCGAUGACAAUAUACUCAUAGGCAACGUGUUUCAUAAAUAAUAAAUAAUAAAAUAAAAAUAUGCAUAAAUACGA
Brienomyrus brachyistius is the source of this 1924-nucleotide messenger RNA. RefSeq names its product homeobox protein Hox-C13a. The transcript is spliced from 2 exons. Gene Ontology annotation, molecular function: RNA polymerase II cis-regulatory region sequence-specific DNA binding; DNA-binding transcription factor activity, RNA polymerase II-specific. The coding region runs from base 103 to 1026 and encodes 307 amino acids. Gene Ontology annotation, biological process: regulation of transcription by RNA polymerase II. The record is from RefSeq and is a predicted model, not a curated record. Lineage: Eukaryota; Metazoa; Chordata; Actinopteri; Osteoglossiformes; Mormyridae.